Molecule: messenger RNA, 1764 nt
Organism: Ogataea philodendri
Lineage: Eukaryota; Fungi; Ascomycota; Pichiomycetes; Pichiales; Pichiaceae
Exons: 1
Coding region: 1-1764 (587 amino acids)
Biological process (GO): transsulfuration
Cellular component (GO): cytoplasm
Molecular function (GO): pyridoxal phosphate binding; carbon-sulfur lyase activity
Source: RefSeq, a predicted model, not a curated record
AUGGCUGAACGAUUACCAAGGGCCACUCUGAAACAGAAGAUCCAGGUGCUGGACUAUCUGCACGGCCCGCCGGCCCGGUCCCAGAAAGAGGUGCUCGACCAUUUCCGGCAGCUCGCCCAGUUCGGCAUCUCACAGGCCACUCUCUCUACCUGGUCUGUGAAGGAGAACGAGCUCCGUGCAGAGCUUAACAACAACCCCAAUUACGAACAGUACCGCCGUAAGCCGCAGAUGAAGUUCCCCGACGUCACCAAGGCCGUCGAGAAGGAGCUCGAGCACCUGGCCGCCGCGGGGGAACCGAUCACCGACAGACUCAUUUCCGGCCUCUUCAUCAAAUAUAUGGUGGAAUUUGGGUAUCCGACAGAAGAUUUCCGGUUCAGCAAGGGCUGGCUCUAUGCGUUCAAGAAACGCAACCUGUUGCUCAACAGCUCCAAGCAGAAGACGCUCUCGCCCGAUCCGGUGCCGGAACCCGCACAGGACCCCCCGCUCGCCAUCAAUUACGACGAGAUCUUCAAUAACCAGCUUGUCGGUUUCAACACCAGACUUAUCCAUUCCGACGAUAACUUUGACAACUUCCUCAACAGCAUGACGCCGACGCCGCUACCGCAGCCGGUCAACCCGCCAGAGCGCUUGGACGAGGUCAGUGUGCAGCCUGUCCCGCAGAUCCUGCCCCGGCCAGCAGAUAAUCUUCCAUACUACCCAACGUUCCAAAAUCCGCUGGUCAACCACCAGCCACGCAAAACAUACGUCUUGGAGAACUUCACGCACUCUAAGGGCUCGCACCCCAAUUCGGAGAAGGUCGAAAAGAUCUUUGAAAAUAUCACAGAAGGUUAUGCUACAAUAUACAACUCUGGAACCUCUGCUAUCAUGGGAAUUCUGUCCUAUCUCAACCCGUCUAGAAUCUGCAUCAAUAAUUCCGGCUACCAGGGAACCCAUCGCGUGAUCAAACUGCUAUCGAAGCUCACAGGGCUGCAGAAACUCACUCUCGAGGAAACCGACCAGCUCACUCCUAAUUCGGUCAUUCUCUUAGAAACUCCAAUGAACCCAGAAGGAUACCUGCUCGACAUUGCCAAGUUUGCCAGAAUAGCACACGAAAAACACUGUUUCCUGAUCGUGGACUCCACACUCGCCCCACCACCAUUGCAGUUCCCCUUCAAGCACGGCGCAGACUACGUCGUGUACUCCGCAGUCAAGUAUCUCGCCGGAGUGUCUGAUCUGGGUGCAGGAUUUGUUGUCAGUAGGAAGAAAUCCGACAAGGCCAAUCUCCACAACGAAAGACACUCCUUGGGAACCACCAUCGCAAACUUCGACUCGUUUCUUCUGCUGCGGUCGUUAAGAACGUACAAGAUGAGAAUUCUCACUCAGUGCCAAAACACAGAAAAGAUCGUCGGAUUUCUGCGUGCUAAUCUCGACAAGUAUUCCUCUGUCAUCACGAAAAUCCAUCAUUCCUCUUUGCAAAUGGACGAGUUUGUCAAAGAACAGCUGAACGGCUAUUUCAACCCCGUGCUUGCUAUCGAACUGGCUUCGCAAGAACUCGCACAAACCAUCCUCACAAAGUUCAACUUCUUGAGCAACAACCCAAACAUAGAAGGUGGUGAAACCGUGGUCGAGUUGACCGCUGUGAACGCCAACUUUAUCAAUCCAUCAACAAACAGCAACCUGCUCAGAUUCAGUAUUGGAUGCGAGGACUAUGAAGAUAUCAUCAAAGAUAUCGACCAUGCUUUGAUGAACGUUAUUGAGUCUGGUCAGCAGACCCACGCGGUUUAA